UCAGCAUCGUAACUCUGUGACAGAGGUUCAAUCUUCAGUAUAGCCAGUGAACUUUUCUGACAAUCUCAUGGAUUCCUCUACCAGUCUUGGGAAUUCCUCUCAAUUUUUUAUGAAUUCCUCCGCCAACCUUUUGAAUUCCUCCGCCAACCUUAUGAAUUCUUCUUCUGGGUCUGGAAACAACAGUUCUGAACUUAACGAUGCAGGGACUAUGUCACUGCAUGGAAAGUUUGGGACGAUUUACUCAGUUGUCGGAACUCUGAUAGUCAUCGUUAAUGUCAUCGGCAUUGCAUUGUUCCACUCGUCAAAAACGAUCGUCAAGAACCUGCAAGUGUACAUCACCAGUUUAAUGGUUUGCGAUCUCCUCAUAGGUGUCAACUUACUUGUGGGUCCUUUUGUCUUCUGGAUUUUUAACUCUCAUAUAAUUGUAGACCAAUCCACUCUGUUCAUUCGUACCAUGUUACUAGUCUCGCUCCUUCACACAGCUGGGUUGUCAGUGGACCGUUUAAUAUCCAUUAAAUUGCCAAACUUUUACACCUUUCGUGUCACUUCUAGUGUUUGUAUGGUGGUCUGUUUUUGCAUCUGGAUACUUUUGGCCAUGUACCAUAUUCUGAUGACUGUUCUUACAAAAAACGUCCCGAUGUCUGGUAAAUUUGACAUGAACACAUAUGGACUUUUUCUCAUCUUCUACCUAAGCUGUUUGUUUGUGUACCUCAUAUCCAGCAAAAGCAUCAUAUCUUGUGCCAGGGAACAUCUAAAACGUACCAAAACCAACGCUCCAUCCCAAGAACAGAAAACAGCCAACACGUUCAGACUGUCUAUCGUCAUAACAACAGCUUCUGGAUUUCUGUAUAUCCUGUAUCUCCCGGCACAAAUUUUUGGGGCUUUAACUUUUCUUGAUCCAUUUGGAGAAAUGAGAGUCACCCGCUUCUUCAUGACGAUUGCAUACCCGUUGUUAACUCUAGAGAGUCUACUGAAUCCAUUGAUGUACUUGCUCAGAUUUCAAGAGACUCGGCACUUGAUCAAACGUGUCUUUUGUCCUUCUAUGUUUGUAUCUGUUGUCAGCAGUAAUACUUCUAAUACGGGUGUCUAGAAAGUCCAGAGUAUGAGAUACAAGAAGAAAGCAGUGCAUACUAGCAUAGAUUUGGAUGAUGAAUUUUUAAGAAUGUGAAAAAUUGAAAUAUUGUGAAAGCUCUCCGCUGUUGGGUAAUUAAAGGCGGUGGUACAAAGGCUGAAUGGAAGAAACAGUGAACACAAUUUUAAUAUGUACAAGAAUUGGACACUGGGUUAUUAUUCGCCUUACGCAUUGGGCAAUGUUCUACAUGCUCUCAUGUUGAACUUUAUAUAAAUAGUGCCUGUUUGGGAGGAUAACAGUUGAAAUUGACACCCCGAGGAAACCAUUGUCAUCCGACGCGAAGCGGAUGUGACAAUGUUAUUCGAGGGGUGUCACUUUCAACUGUUAUCCUCCCAAACAGGGACUUUUUAUCUUAUUAUACUGAAUGUCUUAAUUUUAUAGAAUUUUUCUGUUUUUCUAUAGAAAUGACGUGAAUUCUACGGCGAACCGUAUGUGCAUAAUUUACGCGCAUGUAGCAAUCCGUAGUGUUACCCGUUGCUUAGUGUGUUGCUAACGCUAAGGUUAAUAUAACAUACUAAAAACAUCGGCUAAACUAAUCAGAUUUCAGUAUUUAACAUGAAAGUAUAAUAAUCUUAAAUAUAUACGAUUAUUGAACUCGAUUAUAUAAAAUUAGUGCUGAACAGAAACACAUCAGAAUAUUGAACUCUUUUUAACAUUUAUUUUUUGUCUCUUCCAGGGAAAUGAAUUGUUACGUUUAAAUGUAUUUAUUUUAAUGAAUGUACAUAUCUGUAACUGAGACACAGUUAAAGUAUAAUAAAGGAAAAAAUCCAAGGAAAUUGCAAACGGGGUUAUACAUGUAUAAUGAAAAACUAGACUUUGACCCGUGCGUGCACGGUUGACAUUGCAUAUGAUAUCGGACAUUUACGAAAAAGAUAAAUCGAAACACCGUGUUUUUGAACUUUACAUAACCAAGCUUUAAGUCUAUAUUAAAGCUAUUAAUUUCACUACAAUCUGCUUAGUUAGAAUUAUCUAACUGUGUCUUGAGACAGGCCUUCUUCACAGUUAAAUGCCUCCCAUAUGCCCGUAAUGUAGCAAGAAAUUGCAGAAUCGCUCCGGAACGAUUUUGGAGAAAAUAAAUGAAUCUGCAUUAAAAAUAACAUUCAAAUUAUUCAUAGCAAACCAUUUUGAGACUAUAGAUGCUUUUCAUCUAAAAAUUAAAAUCAUACAGAAGAAAAAUUCAACACUUUUUCACCGUUUUUUCCUCGCAUCAAAUUUACACAGCAUGUCGACAUUCGGAACUCUGGGAUUUUUCGUAUUAAAUGCACUGAGUCAAUCGUAACUACUCGGCCAUUUCAGCUGGCGAAAAAUAACGUUAUUUUUCGCCAGCGGAAAUGGCCGAGUAGUAACGGUUGUGCACUGAGUUAGAGUUACCUCCCGUGUUAUUUUUGAUGAACAGAAUAAAUAGCAAAUUUUUAAUGAAAAUUUGCAAGUACUUGUAUUAUCGUUUCUCAGUUUUCCAUGCAAAUAUGAUAUUGUGAAAACAUAAACUAAU
Magallana angulata is the source of this 2624-nucleotide messenger RNA. RefSeq lists its product as uncharacterized. Gene Ontology annotation, molecular function: G protein-coupled receptor activity. The transcript has a single exon. Bases 68 to 1090 code for a protein of 340 amino acids. Gene Ontology annotation, biological process: G protein-coupled receptor signaling pathway. The record is from RefSeq and is a predicted model, not a curated record. Lineage: Eukaryota; Metazoa; Mollusca; Bivalvia; Ostreida; Ostreidae. Gene Ontology annotation, cellular component: membrane.